CCAUAAUAUGUGGAUCUACUGCAACAACUGGGGCGAUAAAAUGUGAAACGUUUUCGAAAGAGGAAGUGGAUAUUUGGUCAUUUUGGGAAAUUGCGACAUUUUCCAGUUCUGUCUGAAUGACAGAAAAUCAAUAGUAGGCACGUUGAGGGUUUCAGAGCAGAUAGGAGCCGCAGGGCGACUCACAGGAGAAGGGUUUUCCCACUUUUCCCCACACCAACACAGGGCGAGGACAAUAUGUGGACACUGGCUCUUCAGGUGGUUGUCAUUGGUUUAUACCUACAGGUACCAACAUGCUACCCAUCAUGCACUUUGUACAACCUUGUGGCUAAUUGCGGCUUCCAGCACCACUACUGGGUUCCUGCUCUGCCUCCCAACAUCACCCACCUGUUCUUGGAAAUGAACUACAUCAGUGAGAUCAACAGCAGCUCACUCAGAAGCUAUGACCAGCUGCAACAAUUAGAUCUUGGAAACCAGAAGGUGCAGCUCGUCAUAAGGAACAACGCUUUCCUCAGGCAGAGAAAACUGACCAGGUUGGUCCUAGGCUCCAAUCGUGGCCUUCAGAUGGAGCCAAGGGCUUUUGCAGGACUGUUCAAUUUACAACACCUCUUUUUGGAUUAUUGCGAUUUGACAGACUCCAUACUAGCGGAAAGCUACCUGGAGCCGCUUUUGUCCUUAGAAACGCUUGAUCUCUUCGCUAAUAAAAUAGUGAGACUCCGGCCAGGAAUGUUCUUUUCAAAACUCACACAUUUCACACAGCUAAACCUCAAACUGAAUAAGAUCGAAAGCUUAUGUGAAGAGGAUCUUGUUGGUUUCCGGGGGAAAAACUUCACACUCCUGAACUUGCAAUCCAAUCACUUCAGGUACAGUAGAGAUUUUGACUGGGAAAGAUGCGGGAACCCUUUCAGAGGGAUGGCCUUUAAUAUCCUUGACCUAUCCAGCAAUGGGUUCGACUGGGACAUAUCAAGACAAUUCUUUAAAGCGAUAGAUGGUACUCCGAUUGCUCAUCUUAGAUUCUCUGGCCGCAUGGGCAAAGGCUUUUCAUACGACAACCUUCCCGAUCCAGAUGAAAGCACAUUCGAAGGUCUCAUGAACAGUUCAGUUGAAAUUUUAGAUCUAUCUAGAAACGACAUAUUUGCUUUGCAGAAAGAUCUUUUAAGUCCUCUAAAGGAUGCAAUAAUUAUUGACAUUUCCGUUAACAAAAUCAAUCAGAUUAACAAAAAUGCCUUCAAUGGUCUUCAAGGACAUUUACGAAUGCUCAACCUGUCAUUCAACCUCUUAGGAGAAAUAUAUUCUCACACAUUCACCUAUCUGACAGAUCUCCGGGUGUUGGAUUUGUCUAACAACCAUAUUGGUGCAUUGGGAGACAAAGCAUUCAGUGGUCUUCCAAAAUUACGAGCAUUAUAUCUGACCGGAAAUUCACUGCGAAAUCUGGGCACUCCUGCGCAAUUACCAAACUUGGAUGUUCUUCUUUUAAAGGACAAUAAGUUGAAUUCUCUAUACAGAAUCGAUGAAUUGGGCAGGAACAGUAUCCAUGUGGACGUUUCAGACAACAGAUUAACAAAUUUACAGGAUGUUUAUUGGAUGUUAACUCAAUUCAGUCGUCUCCAAAAUUUAUUUUAUGGUGGCAACAUCAUCAAGUGGUGCAGUCGGGAAGUGACAGUACCUUAUAAUAAUAGCUUGCAAGUGCUGGAUCUGCAUGACAGUUCACUAAAUAUACUUUGGGCACAGGGGCAUUGCCUCGACCUGUUUGAUCAGCUAGAGAAUCUGCUCGGUCUAAAUUUAAGCCUCAACUCCCUUGCGACUGUCCCACAAGGUAUUUUCCGCGGUCUAGGCUCGAUCAUAGAGAUCGACCUCUCCUCUAAUGCUUUAACCUAUUUGCAGCCGGAUCUCCUUCCAGCCAGCCUGCAAAAACUCGACCUCUCAAACAACUUUUUGGCCUCCCCAGACCCUAUGACUUUUCGGUCUCUCAGCGUCCUCAGCCUGGCUGACAAUCGGUUCUACUGCGAUUGCAAACUGGAGAGCUUCCUGACGUGGCUGUACGUGACCAAUGUAAUCUUCCUGAGCCCCGUUGAGGAGUACAGAUGUGAGUUUCCAGCAGCCCUCCAAAAUCUCCCUCUGCUGGAUUACUUCGCGAUAAUCGAACCGUGUGAGGAAGACGACGAAAAGGCCGUCCAAGAUCUUAAAUUUGCUCUCUUCAUCUUCUCCACUCUCCUCAUUAUCACUGCCAUCCUCAGCGGGAUUGCUUACGCCCGUCUCCGAGGGCGCAUAUUCAUCAUCUACAAAAAGAUCGUCGGUAGGGUUCUCGAAGGACCAAAACCGCCGCCUCCUGUGGACAAAGUGCAGUACGAUGCCUUCUUCUGCUUUAGCAACAAUGACCAUGGGUGGGUAGAGGCUGCUUUGCUGAAGAAGCUGGAUAAGGAGUUUUCAGAGGAGAACCUCUUCCGCUGUUGUUUCGAGGCCAGAGACUUCCUGCCAGGUGGGGAUCACCUUUCUGACAUCAGAGAUGCCAUCUGGGGCAGCAGGAAGACUGUGUGCGUUGUCUCCAAAGAGUUCCUUAAAGAUGGUUGGUGCUUGGAGGCGUUCACUCUGGCCCAGGGCCGGAUGCUGGAGGAGCUGACAAACGUCCUGAUUAUGUUGGUGGUAGGGAAGGUGGCUCACUACCAGCUGAUGAAGUACAACGCAGUCCGAGCUUUCGUCCAGAGGAGAGAGUACCUAAUCUGGCCGGAGGACCCUCAGGACCUGGAGUGGUUUUAUGAGCGGCUCGUCUCACAGAUACUCAGAGACACGAAGGUGAAAGCGCUUGCAGAAGACAAACCGGAGCCUGCACAGUCUGACAUCCAACCUCAGAAUGAGGACAGCAUCCAGCUUGAGAACAUCAGUGCACUUGCUAUGUGAACUCUGACUGAUUGAAGAAACCCUAUUUUAACCAAGAUAAAAUAAACCCCGCUGAAGUGUUACUAGUAAACUUGUACUCAGGAUCCUUAGCAGGAUGAGGAAGAUGUUCUCACUGAAAUGCCUUUCUGAUUUUUUAAGGAAAAAAGUCAAAUGGGUCCCAACAUUCAGAGGAAGAAAAGGCAAAGACUGCUAAAAAAAGCCCUUUGUUUUUGAGUUCCACGGAACCAGAUGUAAAACAUGUCCUGUCCAGUUUUUACUUUUAAUUUCCAUGUACUUUGAUGAAAUGUGGCAUAAAUCAAUAUAUAAUUCCUUUUUUAAUUUUUUUGUUUCUGUUGUCAUCUUUUGUUAUAAAGCACUCCAUGACCCAACGACAUGUACAGUAUAACAAAAUGAUUGUGGGAUUUGUCAAUGUUAUCAUGUCAAUGGAAUUAAUAAUGUAUGUAAUGUAACAUUAACGUGUGUCCAAUUGAUUAAGUGUAAUUCAAAUUCAAUUCAAUUCAAAAAUGUGAUAACAAUGUUUGGUAAGCAUUUGGCAGCCGUUCUCACUAAUGUUGGUGCAAAUACGGCACUGAUCAUCCCUACUAGCUUGGAGGAGGAAGCAAAUCCCCAGCACGUCUUUGAAAUGUAGAAGAGAGAAAGUUCUUUAAUCACGGCUGGUGUAGCAUAACUGCAGCUCAAGGCAGACUAAACAUGGCGUGUUGAUACAGUGAUUGGCCAGUUUGGCUUGUAAAUAUAAGAGCUGCUGUUGAUCUUAUGAUCCCUAUGGUACAUAAGAACAUUUG
This is a messenger RNA of Sander lucioperca (pikeperch), 3677 nucleotides long. It is a transcript of the gene tlr5a, whose product is annotated as toll-like receptor 5a. The transcript has 5 exons. Gene Ontology annotation, cellular component: membrane. Gene Ontology annotation, molecular function: protein binding; transmembrane signaling receptor activity. The record is from RefSeq and is a predicted model, not a curated record. Bases 235 to 2895 code for a protein of 886 amino acids. Gene Ontology annotation, biological process: inflammatory response; immune response; toll-like receptor signaling pathway. Lineage: Eukaryota; Metazoa; Chordata; Actinopteri; Perciformes; Percidae.